AUGCAGAGCACCCUUCCAGCGUCUUGGUAUCGUGAGCCAGGCUUCUAUCAACUGGAGAGACGCGCUAUCUUCAGUAAAUCAUGGAUCCUAGUCUCACAUGUCCACCAAUUCAGUGAGCCAGGCAAGUACGCUCGCUAUGAGAUGGCCGGUUAUCCCUUUUUCAUCAUUAAAGACCGUGCCGGGAAUAUCAAUGCGUUUCUCAACAUCUGCCGCCACAGAGCAUUUCCAAUUGUUCAUGAGAAUGAGGGGAAGGCGUUUGUGCUGUCUUGCAAAUAUCAUGGGUGGUCUUACAGCAUGAAUGGAAACUUGGCCAAGGCGCCUCGAUUCGACCAGGUCGAGGACUUUGACAAAAGCGAGUAUGAACUCUACAAGGUGCACAGCCAUAUCGAUAGUCUGGGGUUCUUCUGGAUCAACCUGGACGCAGCUGAAAAGCCGACGCUUAGCUGGGAGGAACAGUUUGGUGGCGUUGAUAAACAGCCCCGGCUAGAGAACUUCGACAUGAGCAACUAUGAGUACGACCACACUUGGUCAAUGGAAGGAAAAUUCAAUUGGAAAACACUGAUUGAGAAUUACAAUGAGUGUUAUCAUUGCCCGACAGCUCACCCUGGCCUCGCACCCUUCUUCAAGGGCAAUAAACAGAUGAACUAUGGUCUCAAUAAGUACUGGGUUGAACACCUCGGUGCAAAAGGAGAGCAACGUGCCAGCUCUGUCAGUCCUACAUACAUGUUUCCCAACGCUUCGGUCACUCUCACGCCUGUAUUCUUCUACAUGAUGUCAAUCGUACCCACAUCUGCCACCACGAGCUUGAUGCGGUACGAAGUCUAUCGGUCAAAAACGGCGACUCCAGAAGAGUUGAAAGAAAAGCUGGACUUCUUCAGCCAAGUUGAGUCAGAAGACAAAUGGCUAGCCAACGGAUCGCAGUCCAAUCUCAAUAGUGAUACCUACACAACUGGGCCAUUUCACCCUGAUGUGGAGGAAGCGGUUGUCUAUGUCAUUGGAAAGGUCAAGGGGCUUCUGCAUGACCAUGUGGCCGAGGAGAGAAAGCGCGGGUCGGAAUGGUGGCCGGCUCGCAGAGGCCCUGUUCAAGCGACGAGAUCAUCCGCCGAAGAGGAUGAGGCGUUCUGUCGGGGUGUUUGUUCGAGCUCUAACAUGAACGAUAAGGCUGUACCCGAGGGCUUAGCGUGGUAA
Messenger RNA from Colletotrichum paranaense, 1188 nucleotides. RefSeq lists its product as uncharacterized. The transcript is spliced from 4 exons. Bases 1 to 1188 code for a protein of 395 amino acids. The record is from RefSeq and is a predicted model, not a curated record. Gene Ontology annotation, molecular function: 2 iron, 2 sulfur cluster binding; iron ion binding. Lineage: Eukaryota; Fungi; Ascomycota; Sordariomycetes; Glomerellales; Glomerellaceae.